This is a messenger RNA of Cuscuta europaea, 1834 nucleotides long. Lineage: Eukaryota; Viridiplantae; Streptophyta; Magnoliopsida; Solanales; Convolvulaceae. The record is from the annotation of a GenBank genome assembly.
UUUCAUUAUUUCCCGGAUUUAUUCCUUCCCCGGAGUCGUGACCUCAAAAGGUUCCAGCUUUCAACCAGCAUCCAUAUGUCAGGAGAAUUUUUGCAUACAUUUCAAUGAAAUUUCCCGGGCACUAGCGUUGGGUUUUCUUGAGUGAAAAUGUAUUUAUGUGGAUUACGUAGCAAGGCAGGAAGCCUGUAGGAAUUUGAUUUGAUGGUAAAUGGAAAAGAAACAGCAUAUUGCAAUAUUCACUACUGCAAGCAUUCCAUGGUUAACUGGAACUGCAGUCAACCCUUUAUUUCGUGCUGCCUAUCUUGCGCAAGAUGGAGAGAGGAAUGUCACUUUGGUAGUUCCUUGGGUGCCUGUAAAAGACCAGCAACACUUGUUCCCCAAUAAUAUCACCUUUAAUACACCUUCUGAGCAAGAACAAUAUGUUCUUCGAUGGGUUGAAGAGAGGACUGGGCUCAAAUCAAAUCUUUGUGUCCGUUUUUAUCCAGGAAAGUUCUCCCUAGAGAAAAGGAGCAUUCUUGCCUUGGGGGAUAUAACGAUUGUAAUCCCAGAUGAGGAAGCUGAUAUUGCCGUGCUAGAGGAGCCGGAGCAUCUCACUUGGUACCAUCAUGGAAGGAGAUGGAAAUCAAAAUUUGGGCUGGUAGUGGGAAUUGUUCACACCAAUUAUCCAGAAUAUGUUAAGAGAGAGCGGAACGGGUUGGAAGCUUUGAUCGUGAAAUACAUAAAUACUUGGGUUGUUAACAUAUAUUGUCACCGGGUCAUUAGGUUGUCUGCUGCAACACAGGAUCUUCCAAGAUCAGUCAUAUGCAACGUCCAUGGAGUGAACCCGAAAUUUCUUGAAAUUGGCAAGAAAAAAAAUGAAGAGCAAGUAAAUGGAAACCAAGCCUUCACCAAAGGUGCAUACUACAUUGGGAAGAUGCUGUGGAGCAAAGGAUACAAGGAGCUACUUAAACUUCUACGCAACCAUCAAAAGGAACUGUCAGGACUUGAAAUUGAUUUAUAUGGUAGUGGUGAGGAUUCUGCUCAAAUUCAGGAAACUGCUAACAAAUUGGAAUUAACAAUUAGGGUUCAUCCUGGACGCGAUCAUGCUGAUCUGAUUUUCCAUGACUACAAAGUCCUUCUGAACCCGAGCACGACAGAUGUGGUCUGUACGACCACAGCCGAAGCUUUAGCAAUGGGCAAAAUAGUAAUAUGCGCAAAUCACCCUUCAAAUGAAUUCUUCAAGCAGUUCCCUAAUUGCCGCACGUACAAUGACGGGGCUGGUUUCGUUGACUCCACUCUCCGGGCAUUGACUGAGCAACCUGCCCCACUGACCAAUGACCAAAGGCACGAGUUAUCAUGGGAAUCAGCAACAGGCCGGUUUCUGAAAGCAGCUGAUCUGGAUAACUUGCCCUCUAAGAAGAAACUAGCCACGAAGAAGAGCUCAAAGCUUUCUAUCUCCGAGUCCAUGAAUCUCAAAGAGAAUCUUGAAGAUGCAUCAGCAUUUGUACAUUAUGUAGGAACUGGGUUCCUAAACUCGCAACCAAAUGAGGAACAAUGUAAAGAGCUAGGCCUUGCUGUGCCUACUCCCAAGAAGAAGGGGCUUUCUUCUGGUAAAGAGAGUUAUUCUGAAGUUUGUGAAUAGGGGUAAAGUUAGUGUUGUGACUUGUGACUAAUUCUCCCCAUUUUAAGGUGAAAGUUAUACGGUCAAUGUGUUAUUAUCAUUUUCGCAUCUUUUGUAAAUUAUCAUUGUUUUUUAUUGGACUGUUUACGGACCUUGAGUCCUACUCAACAUAUAUAGUGGAUUCUUAACAUGUGAAAUAGUGACUAGGCAAAGGAGAGACAAAACCUUUACUUC